Messenger RNA from Larimichthys crocea (large yellow croaker), 3642 nucleotides. RefSeq names its product transport and golgi organization 6 homolog (Drosophila) (gene tango6). Gene Ontology annotation, biological process: protein secretion. NCBI's taxonomy places the organism in Eukaryota, Metazoa, Chordata, Actinopteri, Sciaenidae. The record is from RefSeq and is a predicted model, not a curated record. The transcript is spliced from 18 exons. Bases 91 to 3369 code for a protein of 1092 amino acids.
UGAUGUUUACAGCAGCAUGUGCAUUCAGUGGGAAUAAAAUAAAAACAAGCUGCAGACAGACAGUGUGUUUCUGUGUGUUUGUGAUGGGAGAUGACUUCAGCCAUCCUCUCUGCGAUCAACACCCUCACCAAACCUCUCGGCGAGUCUUCUGUGCAUGAUGUUCAGUCCUCGCAUCAGCUGGCCCUCUCGGCAGCGCUGCAAGCCAACAGAGCCGCUCUCCUGGAGCAGCUUCAGAGUGAGGCCAGCUUUGAGGAGGUGAGGAGGCUGAGGGAGGAGGUGAAGGCGACUGCAGAUUGGUUCUCCGGCAGUACAGAAGAUGUGACAUGGAGUUUUGUCCAGGAGUGUCUCCUACUGCUCCUCACCUUAGCACGUCACCUUACCGUUGAACUUGAACUUUUCAAGCAGACCCCUGCUCCCUCUGUAGCCAAACAACGCACCCCUGAGAUGGCUCCACCUUUACCGCCCGAUGUCCUCAGUGUCACCCAGCAGAAGAUGCUUGAAACUGCUCUUCAAUUUGUGGUUUCUCUGGGGCUCUGUCCCUACUUGGCCCCUGGAGUGGGUGUGCCACUUGGUCGCAGGUCAGCGUUUGGAGCCAUGGUGGAAAACCUUGUUUGCGGUGGGGUGGCGCCAGCAGCGGGACGCCGACUUCUUACCACUACAAAUGUUCUGUUGAAGUUGGCAGAGCUGUCAUCUCUUGCCACAAUAGUGUUCACACGGCAUCUGGGGGAUGUGAUGGCAGCACUUUGCCAGCUCGGCUACCAGCCACACAAGACGGAGAGAAGCAGCACAGAGGAAGAGAAGGUAUCACAUCUGGAUAUGAAUUUUCACAAGCUCAGUGCUGAGGAACGCCAAACUUGCAGGGAAGCCCUCAAAAGCCUUCUAGGAAAAGUGUACCAGCCAAUCGUCAUCAAGGAGCUGCUGAUUCUCCAAGGUGGACCCAAACAGUCUGGUGCAGUGCGAAGCUCCAGUGGUUCCAGCAGCAAGGCCGCUCUGGGAUUAGCUCCGGCCUGGUUGAGACGACUGUGUGGCCAGCUGCUGUCGGAGCGCCUGAUCCAGCCUAAUGGUGUACAGUCUGUAGUCAGAGCCAUCCUUGGGGGAGGAACAGGGGAUGAGUCAGACUGGAAGAAAUGUGACGGUGUUGCCAGGCUCCUGAUGACCUGCCCUCAACAGUCUGCCUCAGCAGACAGCUACUACAGAGAAGUCUGUCCACAGAUACUCGACCUCCUGCACUUUAAAGACAAGCUGACAGCCCAGCAGUUUCAGCGUGUGGCCACCAGGGCGGUGAUCUCUAUGGUGCAGGAGAAGCCCAGCUUUGCACGGCAGUACCUGCUCCCUCCUCUGCUAGCACCUCUCCACUGCUGCACCACUGCUUCCAACGAGGAUCAUUCCCAAGGUGUUGUGGAAGAAUGGGAGCUGACACGUUGUAUGGAGGAUGUGUACAAGAUUUGGGUGGUUGGAAACAGUCCAUCAGCUUCUCUCUUCAAAGCUCUGGAACAAGUUCUUCCUGUCAUCUUCACACUCUUCUGUUUUACCAAGCAGAACGUCUCUCACCUACGCGCCCCCUGUCAGGAGACUCUGCUGUGGUACCUGAGCCACUCUGAGACGUCUGCAGCCAUGUCAGCCCUGAGGCAGCUUUCAGGCCUGCAGGGACAGAAGAACGAGGUGGCAGCAGACUUCCACUUCACCCCGGGCAGUGAUGGAGGAGCCAGACUCUGCUCCAGAGAGAGCUGCAGCGACGAGGACGAGGCUCUAUAUGAGAAGGUGUCCGGGGAGCAGUGGCGGCUGGAGUGUCUGAUGCAGCUGCUGGCUGAACUCAAAGACUCCGACCUGCCCGGAGACUUCUUCUUAGACCUGCUGAAGGAGUUGACCAGCUGGGCGGCUUCAGAAGAUGAAGAGAAGGAAGAUGAACGGGAGCUGAACAUGUCGACCAUGACGCUCCUUGAGGUGGAGCAGAGGUUAACGAGUCGUGCUGCGAGGCAAGGCCAGAGGCUGGCUUUGCUUCAGGUGUUGGCUGCAACGGUUGAGUCACUGCAUCAUACAGUGCUGCUGAGAAAAAGCACACAGGUGGUGGACUUCAUGGUGUCCCUGCUUCAGAGGGCCUGUGUGGGUCUGGAUCAGGCCACUGGUCCAUGUCUUGAAAACCCAGUAGAGAGCCAGACGCUGAGCAUGGGAAUGGGCCUAGUGGCCACUCUGCUGUCCGGACCUCAGCUUACUGCAGAGGACUACACUUCUAUGUCACGGCUGCUCGCCCCACUGGAGAUUCUGUCUCAGAUGCACUCUGAGGUGGUCAUCCAGGAGCUAGCAUCCAACCUCAGAGCUGUCAUCGCCACUCACGGUGCCUACCGGCCUGAGGACCUCGCCGCCGCUGCCGCUGCUGCUGCUCAGACCUCAGGAAACGCUGCUUUUAGGAAAAAGAUGCAACCCGAUGCAAAGGUCUCUCAGACUCGUUCAUCUCGUCCGGACAAUAACCCACCUCAAAUCAGACACCCAACUUCCUCUGGAGGGUCUGGAGCAGGACUAGGUUCCAAAGCUGGAGGAAGGACUUCUGCCAUCAAAGACCCUCGCCCCUCUACCAAGUCCUUUUCUGAUUGUCUGUUAGAGGCUUGUGACCCGGAAGUACCAACCAGAGCAGUCGCCCUGAGGAUCCUCACCCAGAUGGUGCAAAACAGAAACCCAGAAGCUGUCCGGGCCCAGGAGAAAGUCCUCAUGCUCUUCUUAGAAAACUUGGAGCACGAGGACUCAUUCAUCUACCUGUCAGCCAUUCAAGGUCUGGCUGCACUGGCUGAUUCCUACCCUGAGAGGAUUCUGGAAAGGCUCCUAAAAGACUUCCAACAUGGUCCCUCCCUACCUACAUCCAACAAGGAGCACUCCCUGGAAACCCGCCUGAAAGUGGGAGAAGUCCUGAUGAGGGCCAGCAGAGCUAUGGGGGAACUCACGCCUCAUCUCGGCCGUCCUCUGGUGGGUGUCUUCCUGCAAGGAACCAGGGACCCAGACCAAAGUGUCCGGGCCAGCAGUCUGUCCAACCUGGGGGAGCUCUGCCAGAGACUGGACUAUGCCCUAGGACCGCUGGCUCAAGAGUUGAGCUCGUGUCUGACCGCUCUGAUAAAGACAGAGAGGGAGGCAGAGGUGAGGAGAGCUGCCGUCCACGUUAUCACCCUGCUGCUCCGAGGCCUCAGCGACAGAGCUACCCAGGUUCUCAGUGACGUUUUGUUGGACCUGUACCGAGCCCUAAAGUGGGUGGUUCGCUCAGACCCGGAUGACGUUGCAGUGCUCCAUGCCCAGCUGGCUCUGGAGGAGCUUUCUGAUGUAAUGAAGAGGUUCGUCUUCCCUGAGCAGAAGCUGGAGAAGAAGAUUGUUGUCCUGCCGUAGAGCUCUUCAGAGGACUUAAAGACCGGACUUGUUCUAUCGCCAUGUGACGUGUCCUACAAACAGGCAUUUCAGUUUCUUUGAAGAAAGGAACAGGAAUGUUUCACCACGAUGUGCUACUGUACCACUAACGAUCCAGAAUAAAGUUUUAUACACAAAUUCUGAAAAUACAAAAUACUGCAUGUAGGUUAUAUACUGAUUUUACAUCACAAGUACUACUCAGCCUGUAGAAACAUUUGUACAAUAUCUUUUUUAAUUAAAAAAAACAACAACUGA